AUGGCAGAGACCUACACAUCUACACCUCUUAGUCCCGUUGCUCCUCCUCCGUCUUUGGCUGCUUCGUUUGAACUUGACAACAACGAGAGCGAUGUCGAAGUCGACGACGACACCGUCGCACAAUUUACCAUGGUUCCGCCUCGCCUAAUCACUACUCAGCGCGCCAUUGAUGAGGAUGCGGCUUUUGAUGAACGCUCGUCCUCUCCAUCUCUGAAAAGCGAUGGCGGCCAGAUCAACACCCCUUCCACCUUCCUCCAAAAUCGACCGCCGACGCCAAUGCCCCUUAAUAGGCCGAUGCACAUACUGCGUAGCUGGGUCAUCGUUUUCAAAGGCCUUCACCAAGGGGUUUUUGACAUCAACUCAGCACCACCCUUCGUACACGGCAAUAUCGAAGGCGAUGGCUACAAGUCUUUCACAACAAAGGCAGAGGCCGCCUCCGCUUGGUACGACCACCUUCGAGAGCACGGCAUGGGUAACCUCACCACAGUCUCUGCAUCAUCCCCAUUCCCCGUUCCCACUUAUACCUCUCGUCCAUCCUCCUCCGAGCAUCCACUAUCGUUUCAUAACCCUCGCCCUCUCACUCCACCUGCAUCCCAGAACACCACUGACGAGGAAGGGAACACGCUCUACUCCAGAAUCACUGCUACCGUUGGCAGCGAGUUGGACUCCGUCUCGACUGGCAACCCCAACGACAUGGCCGAUAACCAAGAUCCUGGUUCUGAUGCUGCUUGGCCAGAUGCAGCCAGCGAAGGUCCUGAGUUUGCUUCACAACCUCCUAGCGUACACGGUGAUUCCAGAGAUGGAUCCCACCCGCUUCCAGGUGCUGGCAGAGAUGGGACGGGUGGAUUUGGUGCCCGUGGACCUGGAGCUGGUGGAUCUGGGACGGCGCCUUUCACUGGACACGGGUUUUCAGGCCCAAAUUAUCCUAACACCAGCCCUCCCUUUUCCAUCUCGGUGUCAGGAAUCGUUCCGCCAGCUUAUCCACAUAUAUUCUUCAACUUUGCAGCAGGCACGCAUCACCCUCAAGCCCCGCAUAUGUAUGCUCCGCCCCCUGCCAACUUUCACUUCAAUCAUGGAUGGAACGGGAUAUCAUUCUUUGUCUUGCCGAGGCCUACCACCAAGAUCACAGUACCGCAAAGACCCCGUCAACACCCAGCUCUGAGCCUUCUACAUCGGUCCCCGACCGUUCGCCAUACAACCGUGCUGCCACUACAAUGCUACGACCGCUGCGCCAACAUCACCGCACGCGUCCUCGCCCUGCAGUCCAAGUCCGUAUAUACUGUGCCUGACAGCCUCUAUGCCAGACUGUGGCAAGCUUUCCCACAAUCUAUACAAGCUACGCUCUUCGCCUGCCCGCCUUCGACUUCUCUCAUUUCGUCCACCUUUCCACGCACACCUUCAUAUUCCCGCGUGCAGCAAUCUGUACGAUCUAGUGGAGAUCGUCGACUCCGCCAAAUUCUCAUCGUCACCUCUUGUUUCCACUAA
Messenger RNA from Stereum hirsutum FP-91666 SS1, 1485 nucleotides. RefSeq lists its product as uncharacterized. The record is from RefSeq and is a predicted model, not a curated record. The coding region runs from base 1 to 1485 and encodes 494 amino acids. The transcript has 5 exons. NCBI's taxonomy places the organism in Eukaryota, Fungi, Basidiomycota, Agaricomycetes, Russulales, Stereaceae.